CAGGAAGAGGAAGUUCUCACUCACAUUAUAUUUCUGUGUCUCUCAGUGAGACGCUCAGACAGCAGGAAGACAUCAUGGAGGUCACAGCGCUCUGCAGCCGACUGCUGACGUGUGUGAUCAUUCUGCUGGGUGCACAUAUUCAGAAGAGCUCUUUGCAAAACUAUGACGCUUUGCUCAUUGUCACAGAGAGACUGCAGCUCUUUGAAUACGAGCCCUUCUCUUUUCUCUGCGAGGGUCUUGGCUCUGCUCUGAGGGGGUUUAGGAACAACAAUGAGUUAAUUCAGAGUUGUUAUAAUAUUGCUUCAUCAACACUGAACUGUACCAUUCAACAGGCCUAUGAUUCAGACAGCGGGGUUUACUGGUGUGAGGACGAGAAAGGAGAGAAGAGCAACUCCAUCAACAUCAAGGUCACCGCUGGCUCUGUGAUCCUGGAGAGUCCUGUGCUUCCUGUGAUGGAGGGAGAAUCUGUGACUCUGAGCUGCAGGAACAAGACGACCACUUCCUCCUUCCUCUCAGCUGACUUCUAUAAAGAUGGCCGUCUCAUCAGAACCAGCCAUACAGGAAUCAUAACAUUCAAAAAUGUUUCUAAAUCUGAUGAAGGACUCUACAAGUGCAGCAUCUCUGACGGUGGAGAAUCACCAGAGAGCCGGUUUGCUGUCAUACGGACAGUGAGGUCUGAGAGCAACAACAGCAAUAAGAAUGAAACACAGGAUAGGACAGACGCUGCUGAUAAUCCGAGCCUCAGCAUCGAGACGGACCACAGCCGAAACCCACAAACUGAAGCAGGUGAACCUUCAUUUGAACCAGUUUACUCUGCGUUGGUUUUAAAUGAGACUCCACGAGCUCACGAAUCAGGAUUUAAAAACUCACCCUCAGCAGAGGAUCCUCUCUACGCCCCCGUGAUGAAGGACUCGUUCGGCAAGUUGAGAGUCGCUCCGUCAGAUUAG
Gymnodraco acuticeps is the source of this 947-nucleotide messenger RNA. Its product is annotated as low affinity immunoglobulin gamma Fc region receptor III-like. Gene Ontology annotation, molecular function: transmembrane signaling receptor activity. The record is from RefSeq and is a predicted model, not a curated record. The transcript is spliced from 9 exons. Gene Ontology annotation, biological process: cell surface receptor signaling pathway. Lineage: Eukaryota; Metazoa; Chordata; Actinopteri; Perciformes; Bathydraconidae. The coding region runs from base 75 to 947 and encodes 290 amino acids.